Messenger RNA from Carassius gibelio (silver crucian carp), 3183 nucleotides. Its product is annotated as WW domain-containing transcription regulator protein 1-like. The transcript is spliced from 5 exons. The record is from RefSeq and is a predicted model, not a curated record. The coding region runs from base 16 to 852 and encodes 278 amino acids. Gene Ontology annotation, molecular function: transcription coactivator activity; transcription corepressor activity. Lineage: Eukaryota; Metazoa; Chordata; Actinopteri; Cypriniformes; Cyprinidae. Gene Ontology annotation, biological process: positive regulation of transcription by RNA polymerase II; hippo signaling. Gene Ontology annotation, cellular component: cytoplasm; nucleus.
UUCAAAACCGUGUGAAUGCUCUUUUCUAGAGGUGUGUUUAAUGUGAACAUUUUGUUUUCUUUCUUGUGCAGUCACAUUGAGAAGAUCACCACAUGGCAUGACCCCAGGAAGACCAUGACACCCUCAGUGACCCAGAUAGGUCUGCACAAUCAAGCCUCCAACAACAGCAACAUACAGCAGCGCACCAUGGCCCUCUCUCAACCCAACCUCGUGCUGAACCAGCAGGCUCAUCAGCAGCACCUCCAGCAGCAGCAGCAGCAGCAGCAGCAGGUCCAGGUCCCGGUCCAGGGUCCCCAGCAGCAGAGCUCUCAGCCCAUGAUGAACAUGAGCGGCCCCAUGAGCACCCAGCAGCACCAGCAGAAGAUGAGACUCCAGCGCAUCCAGAUGGAGCGAGAACGCAUCCAGAGGAGACAGGAGGAGCUCCUCAGACAGGAGGUGGCGCUCCGGCAGCUGCCCAUGGACUCUGAUAAUAUGGCACCAGUGGCAGCAAACAUCAGCUCUCCACCAAUGACGCAGGGCAACAUGCCCAACAACAGCUCAGACCCCUUCCUCAACAGCGGGCCGUAUCACUCGCGAGAGCAGAGCACAGACAGCGGGCUGGGACUGGGCUGCUACAGCAUCCCCACCACUCCAGAGGACUUCCUUAAUAGCAUGGAGGAGAUGGACACAGGUGAGAGCAUGGUGCCUGUGAGUAUGAACGUCCCACCGCAGAGCCGUUUCCCAGACUUCCUGGACUCCAUGCCUGGCACCAACGUGGACCUGGGCACCCUGGAGGGAGCUGACCUCAUGCCCAUCCUCAACGACGUGGAGUCCGUUCUGAACAAAAGCGAGCCCUUCUUGACCUGGCUCUAGACUCACUCACACCACACUAAAGACUCUUUUAUAUAAAUAUAUAUAUUAUAUUAUAUAUUCUAUCAACCUCUUCCUCUAGUUUCACUUUUUAGUUGUCAGAUUUGUUCCCUCACAUUACAAUGGGUCGAAGAACAAAACCAAAGUGUUUAGCCUGUGAACAAAUUAUAGAGCAUGCGUCAAUCAAAGACGAGCAUGUUUGUUCAGUAACUGAUGUUGGGUAGAUUUGAUUCUGACUGUGUUUGUGUUCAGAAUGACCAGUUUGACAGCAGAAACACCUGAAUAGUGUUUGAUCAUGUUUAACAGGCGCGCCUGUGUGUUAGUACAUUUAACCCAGAGUUAGGGUUAGUCAAGCUUUACUGGGUGAAUCUCACCAAACCUGUCAACAACACACGGAAGCUGAUUCCCACCAUGGAAAAAUAAUUAUUAAAAGGUAAUUGCGUUUUAUUUUUUUCCAGAUCUCGCAAUUCUGCAUGUGGUCAGGUGUCAAAAAAUGUAGAAAAAAGUUAUUGUGAGAUGUAACUGAGAAUUCAGUCAAAAAAGUCUGGGCUCUGGGUCAAUACUGACUUUUUUCUUAGAAUUGCGAGUGUACUUCUAGUAAUUUUUUCUCAGCAUUGUGGAUUUAUAACAAUUUCAAAAUAUAAACUUGCAGUUGCGGGAAGAAAAAGACAAUUGCCUUUUUUUAUUUAUUUUUUCAUUUUAAAAUAAAAUAAUUCUUGGCAGAAAUAAGCUAUCAUAAAACAUUUUUGGUUCAAGAAUAAGAAAUAAGUAAAUUCUUCUAGAAAAUAAAGCCACUUUUUAGGACCAUUAGGAUUUUUUGAAUAAUAAUUAAGCAUGUUUGCCCUAAAAACACUAAUGACAAUCAACACUGAGAAUCUGGAUCAAUUCCUUUUUUAUUACAGUAACUAGUUUUGUUGGUAUAAAUGACUAUUUUGGUUGAUUUAGUGAUGAUAUUAGUUUUCAAGUGUGUUUAAUUGUCUGAAAAUCGUAAUGGUCCAUAUGUUUUCAUGAGAUUCACCCUGCUUUUUCACAUUUUAGCAAAUCAGCAGCAGAAGUGUGCCUGUCAAAGAUUUACAUUGUGACUUAAUAUCCAACGAAUAACUACUUCAGAUGUGUUUUAUUUUUAUCCCAGUUUAGCUAUUGUGUGAAGCUCAUGAUGCUCCAGAUGGCAUAUGUAGACAAGCGUUUCAUAUCAUAUAUGUUUUUAUAUACUGCUACAGUAUUCCUAUUUUCUAAUCUGUGCUCUUGACAUCUGGUGCAUUUAAUUAGUUUGCAGUUUAGUAUUUAUCAAGAGCUAUGAACUUCUUUUUAAAUAGUUUUUAGAUUUGUUUCCUUUUUUCAGGAAUUUUAUACAUUUUCGUAGCACUACAAAUAUGCCAAGGAUUCAGCAACACUGAUCUAGUCCCUCGAUAUCUUCAGGGAAUAUCUGCAUUAAGUAUUUUCUCUUACCAGAGAUGAUUUUGACUUUAUUUGGAUGAUAACUGGGGUAGACACUUGUUUUUUUGGGUUUUUUUUGCACCCCGACUGAAAUCCAGUUCAAUAUAUAAACAUAUAUAUGUUUUCUUUCUUUUUUUUUUUUUCUACACAGGUCUAAUUUUUGUAUUGCAUGUUUGAUCUGUUUGAUAUUCAUAGCAUCGGGGGUGUAUAGACCCACCUCACCGUGACUUCUUUAUUGUUUAUGGUUACUUUAUAGAUGGGUUAUGAAUUGAAGUGUGCUGGAUUUGUGGAUUGUGCAGACAGUUGGGAGGGGGGGUGAUUUCUAGUAACUGUAGGUCAAACUGAGCUCAUGACGUCCUUUAUAAGGACCGAGCGGGUCAGAAAGAGACGAUAUGAGCUGUUCUCGAACCCGAGUGACUUCAGAGAUUUCCACACAGUGGAGCCAUCGGUUUCUUCAGUUUUGGAAAGUAAGGACAAGAUCCGGUGUUUCUGCAGACACUCAGCAAGAGGGACCUUUAAUGAUUUAAUGAUUUUCUAUUAUAUAAACCACUCAUCCAGAACCUAAAUCAUGCAGUUUCUCAAGGAGUUGAAUAUAUGGCUUCAGUUUCAUAAAAUGCAAAUUUUUCAUUGUGUUAUGGGGUGAGAUGAAAUCUGGUGAGUGUGAUUGUUGGUCGAUGCCAGACUUGCAUAUCUCUCCACACUUCAGCAUGCUUCAGGUUUUGUUAGGUUACUGAUGUGAAUGUUAGUCACACGCUGGAAAGCUCAGAAAACAAACUGCACACCACAGAAAUAUGAUGGCGGUGUAUUGUACGUGAAAAAUUUGGUUGUAACCUCCAAGAUAUCUCUAAAAUUGUCAGUGAAAUCAAAAACUAAAAGAAUAAAAUGGUUUUAUUAGCA